AAGUUAAAAGUUAAAAUUAACUUAACUUUUAACUUUUUGACGCGUUUAUGCCCAGGCUUGUAAUUUAUACAGCUGGCUGGAUGGUGCGCCGAACGGAAAACAGUGCAUCAUAAAACGUCCGUUCAUAAUAUUAUGAUAUUAUUGUGCUAUAAAAUAUCAUAAUACAUAUAUAUCGUCACCGAUUCAACGUAUAUGGUUUUUUUUCUGAAAUGACGUCAUCGGGGUUAACCAGAUCAGAUACAAUGAUUAUUUUUAUGUUACUGUUGGCUAUGCUACAUACCGGAUUGUCGGCCAAAAGCGGAUACGAAGAAUUGGAAAACAAUUUACUUAAGAAAUUAGGUAUAACCCGUAGAACUGUAGUAGAGAAAAGUAUAAAGAUACCAUCUUCCACAAUGGAGUUGUAUAAAUCCAUGCUAGAAGAAAACAAUGCAAUGACAACGCAUUUUUCUCUUCCUGGCUUGCACACAGCGUCUGCCAAUACUGCUAGAAUUUAUCCCAACAAAGGAUCAACUCCAAUUAAAGCUAAGUCUAAGAGAUAUAGGCUACAGUUCGACAUAGAUUCUAUACCGGAAAAACACCAGGUUAAAGCUGCUGAAGUUCGUUUUCCAAUAAAAUACGAUCAAGUACUACGUAAUGGAGAAUUUAUUCAUGUGAUCUUACAUGAUAUAGUCCAACCCGGCGAGAAGGGCUUAUCAAAACCUAUUCUCAGAACUAUUGAUUCGAAAUCAAUUAAUAUGUCAACAAUUUCAAUGACCGAAAGUUUUGACGUAACACCAUUUAUAGAAAGACUGUCAAAGAAUAAUUUCAAAGAAAACCAUGGUAUACUAGUACAAUGCGUCACGGAGUCUGGUAGUCACACACAUUUGCUGAGCGUGUUUGAUUUUGUAUCACCUGAAAACACAUUGCUAUUGGUCUACAUCGAUGAUGGAACAAGCGAGAAGAGCUCGCUGGAACGGAUGAUGCAUCGGAGUAAACGAUCGGUUAACGCUCCGGCACAGCCGCGGAAGACAAGUAAAUCGUCAAGCUGCAGGCGGCAUUCGAUGUAUGUAGAUUUCAAAGAAAUCGGGUUCGGCGAUUGGAUCGAUGCGCCGCCGGGGUACGAAGCUUUCUACUGCCAUGGGGAUUGCGCGUUCCCGUUGGCCGAUCACGUGAACGGGUCCAACCACGCGGUAAUGCAGAUGCUGUUAAACUCAUUUAAUUUGGUGAAAGUUCCGCGGCCGUGCUGCGUACCGACCAAGCUGAGGACGCAGUCGUUGAUUUACAAAGAUGACGAUGGCAUUUUGCAGAUGAAAAACUACCCGGAGAUGACCGUGGCCGAGUGCGGAUGUAGAUGAGAACGCGGCGGUGGUGGUAUUAAGCAGCAGUUAUUUUAUAAUUAUGUACUAUAAGAAUAAUAAAUACAUUAGAAGUGAAUAAUAUUAUCUCAAAUAUGAAGGUCAUUCGGCCCCAAUAAAAAUGGAAUAUCAAUCAACGUAGUUAAACAUUUUAAAGAAUCAAUAUCAGAGAUAUUAGUAUAUAUAUAUAUAUAUUUAAUACAAUAAUAUUGGAAGGUACCACACAAGAUUCUUUUAAAAGUGCCAUAGUCACCCCCAUUUAUAAAAACGGUGAUAAAAAACUAAUAAAUUAUUACAGAGCAAUAAGCUUAUUAAAUAUUUUCUCAAAAAUGUUUGAGAGGGCUAUAAAAAGAGACUUUUAAAUUACUUAGAAGAAAAUAAUAUCCUACCUAAAUCUCUAUAUGGAUUUAGGAAAAAUCUAGGGACAGAAGAUGCCUUAGCACGACUUUCCGUGGAUAUUUUAUAGUGACAUGAACAAUAAUAAAAAAAAAACAUCAUGCAUUUUCCCAGUCAUCAGUAAAGCUUUCGACAGCAUUUAUCGUAAAUUGUUAUUACUUAUACUUUAAUAUAUAGGUAUAAUUAAUAAGACACUGAAAUGAUUAGAAUCGUAUUUGCAUAAUAGUAAACAACAAGUGAGAAAUAACAACACACUUAACGAUGAAGUUACAAUUACAACGGGGGUUCCUCAAGAAACAGUAUUAUCACAUAUUCUAUAUAUUAUACACAUAAUCUUCAUUAGAUCAUUUAAAUUUUCACGGCAAAUUAUUUUCUUAUGCAUACGAUACCGCCAUUCUUAUAUCAGGGGACAAUUGGGACGAAUUUCACCCAAAAGCAGAAAAGGACCUGCACUUGAUAAAUGUAUAGUUUCUUAAACAUAAUUUAAGAAUAAAUUACACUUUAUCAAAUUACAUUACUUUUACAUAGACAAUAAAAAGCAACCCAACUAAAAUUCAUGAUAUAGAUUGUAAAUCUAAUAAUUGUUCAUGUGGGAUACACACAUAAAUAACACAAUAAAGAAACUACGGAAAAUUCACUAUAUGUUUAUUAACGCGAGAAAAAUCUUAAAUAACCAGGAUCUACGUUUAAUAUACUUUGCCAUGACACAAUCUAUUUUACAAUAUGAAACAACCGCUUUGGGUGGCUUCCAUGGGCGCCCAUGGGUAAAAUUUUAAGGAGGGGCA
This is a messenger RNA of Acyrthosiphon pisum (pea aphid), 2515 nucleotides long. Its product is annotated as protein decapentaplegic-like. The coding region runs from base 210 to 1334 and encodes 374 amino acids. The transcript is spliced from 6 exons. Gene Ontology annotation, cellular component: extracellular region. The record is from RefSeq and is a predicted model, not a curated record. Lineage: Eukaryota; Metazoa; Arthropoda; Insecta; Hemiptera; Aphididae. Gene Ontology annotation, molecular function: growth factor activity; cytokine activity.